Molecule: messenger RNA, 4666 nt
Organism: Ananas comosus (pineapple)
Lineage: Eukaryota; Viridiplantae; Streptophyta; Magnoliopsida; Poales; Bromeliaceae
Product: DExH-box ATP-dependent RNA helicase DExH11
Exons: 23
Coding region: 225-4301 (1358 amino acids)
Biological process (GO): nuclear-transcribed mRNA catabolic process, 3'-5' exonucleolytic nonsense-mediated decay
Cellular component (GO): Ski complex
Molecular function (GO): RNA binding; ATP binding; RNA helicase activity
Source: RefSeq, a predicted model, not a curated record
GUCUCUCCGGUCCCUGCUCUCUACCGCCUCUCGAGUCUCUACUCUCCACUCGUACUCUUUUAACUCUGCGGCUGGGCUGCGCCGGAAGAGUGCCCACUCUCGAAAACAAAUGCCGCGAAGACAUAAAAACUAGGGCUCAAUCAAAACCAAGCAACAAAUUGUAGAAGACAGACGGGGGCGGGAGGGGAGAGAGAGAGAGAUAGGGAGGGAGGAAUUCACGAUCCAUGGAUCGAAUCGCGGCGGCCAACGAGGUCGCCUUUAGGAUCGGAUUCUCCGGCCACAGCGGCCACCUCCGCCUCGAGCCUCUCCCACCCGUCGAAAGCUCCGGCCCCUUCAACGCUCUCCCCGAUUUCAUCCUCCCGCCGGCGUUCCCUCCGGAGACACCGGAAACUGUGAAGGAGUAUCUGGAGGAAAGUUACCUCCGGCCGGAGUUGGAUGCUGAUGAGUUUUCAGUGGAGAAGUCCGGGAGGCUGUGGGAAUUUGAUUGGUUUAAUGCAGCCAAGGUUCCCCUGGAGCCGUCAGCUCCUCGCUCAGUCGUGGCCCCCAGGUGGGAGUUGCCCUUCAGGAGAUCUGCAAAGGCCGGUCCGUCGGGAAUAUGGGAUCCCGAUUCGGCACAGAUAGAUAUAGCAGAGCUAAUGGAUGGAGCUCAGGAUUCUGGAGGCUUGUUGCGUAUGCCAGGACCUGCUAAGGAUUUUGUAAGAGGAAGUAUCAACAAUCGUCCAUUCCGACCAGGAGGUUUGGAUGAUUCCCAGGCGUCGGAGAGGGCUCUUCCUGAGGGUGCUCGCAAUGGCGAUUGGGUUCGUGAACUUAUAGGGGGCGGCAGUGCUCAAACUGUUCCUCCUAGUUUUCGGAAAGGAAUGGAUUUAGGCUGUAUUAUGGAAUAUCCAUAUCGUUGGAAGUCUGCCAGAGAGAAGUGUGCUGAUGAUCAUGCUGAGGGAGCAACAGAAGAAAACCUGAAUAAGUAUUCAGUCCAAUUUGAUGAUUUAUUCAAGAAAGCUUGGGAAGAAGAUGCUACUAAGCAAGCUUGGCAAGAAGAUGCUAGCAAACAAUCAGGAAGUGAUGGUUUGCCAGACCUUGCAGUUGAAGCAGAGAGCGAGGCCAUUAAUGUUGUUCGUGAAGCCGAAACGUCUAAUGUUAUUCCUGAAGCAGAAACUUCUUUCGAUCAGAUAUUAGUGAAUGAGUCAGAGAAAAUCAUAGAGAAGUUUGAUGGAUUAGGUGAUGACAAAAAGAAGAAUGAAGGAGAGGCUUGGGCUCUUGUUGGUGGAACUGAAGAGAUUAUGGGCAGCUUCAAUGAACUUGUGCCGAACAUGGCUGUUGAGUAUCCUUUUGAAUUGGAUAAGUUCCAAAAGGAGGCGAUAUAUUUUCUCGAGAGGGGUGAUUCUGUUUUUGUCGCAGCUCAUACUUCGGCUGGAAAAACAGUUGUUGCAGAGUAUGCAUUUGCUUUAGCUUCAAAACAUUGUACCCGGGCUGUCUAUACUGCUCCUAUAAAAACCAUCAGUAAUCAGAAAUACAGAGAUUUCUGUGGAAAGUUUGACGUCGGCCUUCUUACAGGAGAUGUAAGCAUAAGGCCUGAGGCAUCUUGCCUUAUUAUGACUACCGAAAUAUUAAGGUCGAUGCUUUACCGAGGUGCUGAUAUUAUUCGUGACAUUGAAUGGGUUAUAUUUGACGAAGUGCAUUACGUGAAUGACGUUGAAAGAGGUGUAGUCUGGGAAGAAGUUAUCAUAAUGUUGCCAAGACAUGUCAAUAUUGUACUUCUUUCAGCAACGGUCCCAAAUACGGUUGAAUUUGCAGACUGGAUUGGUCGGACAAAACAGAAAAAGAUCCGCGUCAUUUGGACUACAAAAAGACCUGUCCCUCUUGAGCAUUGUUUGUUCUAUUCUGGAGAAUUAUACAAAGUAUGUGAGAAUGACGUGUUUCUUCCUCAAGGAUUUAGAGCAGCUAAAGAUGCUUACAAGAAGAAAAACUCCAAUACACUUGGAGCCAAAUCUGCUGCAAGAACAGUACCUACAGGACCUGGUAGUACAGCUCCAGUGAGACAAUCGGAUAAUUCUAGUCGAGGGAGAGGUCAGAAGUACCCCAAACAUCAGACUAUUGACUCGGGAACUACUGGAGUACACCAAAACAGUUCAGGACCAAAGAGAUCAGAUGCGUCUUCAUGGUUGUCGCUUGUAAAUAAGCUUUCAAAGAUGUCCCUCUUGCCCGUGGUUAUUUUCUGCUUCUCAAAAAACCGUUGUGAUAAAUCAGCAGAUAGCAUGUAUGCAACUGACCUCACAAGUAAUUCUGAGAAAAGGGAAAUACGUGUCUUCUGUGACAAGGCUUUUUCACGCCUUAAGGGAUCUGACAGGAGCCUUCCACAAGUUGUCAGAAUCCAAAGCCUUCUACGAAGAGGAAUUGGUGUCCACCAUGCUGGGCUUCUUCCUAUUGUUAAAGAAGUUGUUGAGAUGCUUUUUUGUCGUGGUGUAAUAAAGGUACUAUUCUCCACCGAGACAUUUGCAAUGGGAGUUAAUGCCCCAGCAAGAACAGUUGUUUUCGAUGCUUUAAGAAAGUUUGAUGGCAAGGAAUUCAGGAAGUUGCUUCCAGGGGAAUAUAUUCAAAUGGCUGGACGUGCUGGUAGGAGAGGACUAGAUAAGAUUGGUACAGUUAUCAUUAUGUGUCGUGAUGAAAUUCCUGAGGAAAGUGACUUGAAAAAUGUAAUCGUUGGGAAACCAACUCGACUUGAGUCUCAGUUUCGACUGACAUACAUCAUGAUACUCCAUCUACUUCGUGUCGAAGAACUGAAGGUGGAGGACAUGCUUAAGAGAAGCUUUGCAGAAUUUCAUGCGCAGAAGAACUUGCCUGAAAAAGAAAGACUUCUUCUGCAAAAGCUAAGGCAACCAACUAAAAUUAUUGAGUGCAUAAAAGGUGAGCCUUCUAUUGAAGAGUACUACGAUAUGGCACUGAAAGCUGAGACAUAUAGAGAAGAUAUAUCGGAGGCAGUCAUGCAGUCAUCCUAUGCUCAGCAAUUUCUGUCGCCUGGAAGAGUUGUGAUCAUCAAGUCACAAGUAGCUGAAGAUCACCUACUUGGAGUUGUCCUGAAAAAUCCAUCUGCUACAUUUAAACAGUACAUUGUAUUAAUACUGAUGACCGAGAGCAGUUCAUCUGUGCAAUCUCCAUCCCUUUCCCCCAUACAAGAAAAGGAAAGUGGCAACUUCCAGCCAGGCUAUUUUGUUGUCCCAAAAGGAAAACGUGGAAUGGAUGACGAGUACUUCUCAUCCAUCAGUUCGCGCAAAGGAUCUGGUGCUGUUAAUAUAAAGCUGCCGCACAGUGGAACUGCUGCUGGGGUGAGUUAUCAAGUUAUACCAAUAGAGAGCAAAGAAAUUAUGAGUAUAUGCGAUUGCAAAAUUAAGAUAGAUCAAGUCCGGCUUCUUGAAGAUCCCAGCAAUGCUGCCUACUCUAAAACUGUUCAGCAGCUUUUAGAGAAGAAACCAGAUGGAAGCAAAUUUCCUGCUGCUUUAGAUGCUGUAAAGGAUCUCAAGAUGAAAGAUAUGUUACUCGUAGAGAAAUACCAUGCAUAUAAUAAGCUAUUGCAAAGAAUGUCUGAAAACAAGUGCCAUGGGUGUAUAAAAUUGAUGGAACACAUUGCAUUGAUUAAGGAGCAAAAGCAGCAUAAAGAGGAAGUUAAAGCUUUAAAAUAUCAAAUGUCGGAUGAGGCGCUUCAACAAAUGCCAGAAUUUCAAGGCCGGAUUGAUGUGUUGAAAGAGAUCCAAUGUAUUGAUUCUGAUCUUGUUGUUCAACUCAAAGGUCGGGUGGCCUGCGAGAUGAACUCUGGCGAGGAGUUGAUAUGCACAGAGUGUUUGUUUGAGAAUCAACUAGAUGACCUGGAACCUGAAGAAGCCGUGGCCAUUAUGUCUGCAUUUGUUUUCCAGCAGAACAACACCUCCGAACCAUCUCUUACUCCCAAGUUGGCACAGGCUAUGCAGAGAUUGUACGAUACGGCAAUUAGAUUGGGGGAACUUCAAGCACAGUUCAAAGUACCUGUAGACCCUGAGGAGUACGCCCGGGACAAUCUCAAGUUCGGCCUUGUUGAAGUCGUCUAUGAAUGGGCAAAGGGAACUCCAUUUGCAGAUAUUUGUGAGCUAACAGAUGUAUCGGAAGGGCUAAUUGUGAGGACUAUCGUGCGAUUGGAUGAAACGUGCCGUGAGUUUAAGAAUGCAGCUUCCAUAAUGGGCAACAACACUCUCUAUAGGAAGAUGGAGACCGCUGCUAAUGCUAUCAAGCGUGAUAUUGUUUUUGCUGCUAGUUUGUAUGUCACAGGAGUUUGAUUCCAUUUCUGGCCUCUACAGAUUUGUAAUUUUGUAUUACAGAAGAUGGGGAGGCUUAAAAUGGAAAGUCAUGUAGAUUUGUAAUUUUGUAUUAUGUCAAACCUAAUGUGCCAGUGUUGUAUCCUUGUUAUUCUUGUUCUUAUUUCGAUCCUACAUCCUCUUGAAGUGUUUUCUAGAUUGCCAGUUCUUGUUGGUAGAUAAAAUACUUGGUGCUUGUUCGGAUUGGAUGCUUGUUCAUUUAGUUGGGUAAAACUGUUUUGUGAUGAAUGAGGCAUGUAAGAGUAAGAUGGGGAUGCCUGCUACAAUACAAUGUGACAUAAUAAUAAUUUUAAUAAAGACAAAGAUGUCGGUGUGGGGUUUUUUUU